Bactrocera dorsalis (oriental fruit fly) is the source of this 3455-nucleotide messenger RNA. It is a transcript of the gene Grip128, whose product is annotated as gamma-tubulin complex component 5. Lineage: Eukaryota; Metazoa; Arthropoda; Insecta; Diptera; Tephritidae. Gene Ontology annotation, molecular function: gamma-tubulin binding; microtubule minus-end binding. The record is from RefSeq and is a predicted model, not a curated record. The coding region runs from base 155 to 3325 and encodes 1056 amino acids. Gene Ontology annotation, cellular component: spindle pole; centrosome; equatorial microtubule organizing center. Gene Ontology annotation, biological process: meiotic cell cycle; mitotic cell cycle; microtubule nucleation. The transcript is spliced from 7 exons.
AAUAUGCAAGAGGAAGCAUAGUAAACGGUACAUCAGGAAUGUAAACAAAAAUAAAAACAUUUAACUCUAAAUCUAAAACUGAUACUUUAAUUAAUUUGAAAUAGAUGUAUUAUUAAGGAAAUUGUUGGGGCUAUUUAAGCUAUUUAAAAGUGAAAUGUCUGUGCAGGAGGAACGCAAUGAAAUCAUACGAGAGAAUAUACCACUACUAGUUAAAGCUCUCACAGGUUUCGCAGAUGAUGAUGAGAAAUUGCGCGGCUACGAACAAAUGGCUUGGUCCAUCAUACGAAACCAUCGCAAUUUAAGCACCAACAGCCAUGAGGUGCGAAGGCGCAUAGAAGGAAUACAAGAAAAAUUCGCAGUCGACAAUAAUUUGGAGUAUGCUGAACAUCUUGGCAGACUAUGCGAUGAGGUCAUUCAACAUCCGCUCUGUAAAGAGCAUUAUGAAGUUGAUAUAGAAUGGUCAUUACUAGAUUUUCUACUAUCGCUUGCAAACAAUCCUACUGGUGCGCUACGAAAAAAUAAAGAUAAAAUUGAUAAGCUCUUAAAGGAACAUGAAGAACUUGUACGUGAAAAUAGCGCUGAAAAUGAGACCGAGUAUUGGAAGAAAGUGCUACAGGAAGAUUUUAUACCAUUGGAACACUCUUAUAGUAGUUCUUCGGAUUUGAGUUACUGGUCGGAUGCAACAAUAGAUGAGAUUAUGGGUUUAUAUGCAAACUAUGAAGUCAGAUCAUCAGAUGAGAUUUCUUUUCCUACAAGAUCCAACACACCGUUACCACCUCGUGGAAUGGAAGAUUUAAAACCACCACGAAGAUGCUUUUCCUGCACUACGUUCGAUAGCAAAUCGGCCGAGAAACGACUGCUAACUACGGUUCAAAAUUCUUGGUGGGAGAAAGGUGUUAGAAUAGUGCAGCCGCAUAUAGAAAGCACAAAUAAAGAAGCGAAUUUCGCAUUAGAAUACCAUAAUCUUCAUAAAACUGCAAGAAGUCAACGUCAGCGUGAUCCACCCGAAACAGCUACGGAAUAUUGUUUGUUGCGUGAAAUUUUUUGGAUGUUUCAGGUGCCGCAAACAUGCAAAUUUUUUCAUGUGAAUGGUGAAAACAUUAAAAUUAGAAAAAAUGUCACACUGACCAGCACAAGAUCGAUUGCUCUUUGUUCAAUGUUAGAAAAUCAUUUUCUGCCUUAUAUACGCAUGAUGCAAGAGUUGCGCAAUUUCAGCAAACUCAUAUACGGUUCGGAUGAUUAUACACCGCCAAAUACAUUAGAACAUUAUGCAGCCAGCUUGGAACUACUACUCGACCCUAUCUGGAAUGAGUUGCUGGCAUGCGAAAGGACCUUAAUAACUCAACCUGAUUGUGAAAUUAACACUGUCAUCAGCUUGCACAAUAAAUUGCGACCAACAUUUGCUAAACUUUCCAUUUUGCAUAACAUACAUCAACAAGCGGUCUUGAAUAUACGCCAAUUGCCAGCGCAUAUCUCAAGUACGCACUUAUUAGCCGCUUUAAUUCACUGCAAUCGAACUGCGACAACUGCACUUGAAGCGAAUUUAGCGAUGUCGCUAUUCCUCGCUUCAGUAAGAGUGUUCUUAAUCAUUGCCGACACAUGGUGGACCGAAGGCCGCCUGGAUGAUUGGCAUAAUGAAUUCAUUAUCGAACGUGUAAAUGAAUCGGGUCAAAGUAUACGUGUGCGUGAAUUUUAUAAGAAUAAAGAGAAAGCAUUCUUCGUGUCGACACAAGUUUCAAAAAUGAUAACUGAGAAUAGUUUUUUCCAACUAUUAUUGGAACAUUCACUCGAAGCUGGCUGCACGUUAAAUCUGCUCUAUGAAAUUAAUCGUAUUGGCGAAUUACGUAGCGCUUGUGAUGCCAUUGAGGAUAAAUUAUACAACGUUUUCAUCGAAGAUGUAUUGAGACAUGUGCGCAUUUUGCAAAAACAAAUCACCGAAGCAGCAAGAGAGGCCAAAGAGAAUGACAGGCUGGAAAUUGAAAGUGAUGAAAUGUCGAACAAUGUCGAUGAAGUUGAUGAAAUAGGUGGUGAGGCAGAAGUCAGCGAAACAGAUAAGCGACAUACAUCGCAAAACUGUAAUGACGAUGACCAAAUACUCAAAAAAUUAACAACAAAUGAUGAUUUUCUACUACUGGCUUUCACAAUGAAUAUGGAUUUAAAUGAUACUGAGACCGCAUCGGAAGAUCAAUGCGAUACGCUUAACAAAGGUGGGCCAACAAAAAACGAGGAAACGACUGCUUUGGAGAUUUUCGAACAAUUCCAACAAUCGAAAAAUAUACUACCUACAGAGGAAGUAGUUUUGAAUGCAUUGAGUCGCAUACUCAAAACCCGUAUUGCAUUCGCAAACUCGUUUGUAAUGCGGUUGUAUCGGGAAGAGUUCGAUAUUUUGAAGCAUUUGCGGAACAUACGCAAAAUAUAUUUACUAGAGGCGAGCGAUAUAAUGCAUCAGUUCUACAGUAAACUAUUCAAACAGAUCGAAUCAGGCGAGGGCUGGGCCAAUGCGUUUUCACUAACCUCACAACUGGAUGAUAUAAUAUCUGCUAAAUUCCCAGACAUGUCUUCAUUAUUUCGUAUUGAAAUCUGCUCGACAUUUGGAAGUCGCACCACUAGGGUCCAUGAAGCAGUUGCGGAACUUUCCUUGUCAUACAAUUUAAGCACCGAAUUAGCACAUAUGAUAACACCAAUUGACUUAGAGGCAUAUAAUAAAGUAUUUCGCUUUCUACUCAAAGUCAAAUGGGGCCUAACAACUUUGGAAAAUCUACAAUUUCCACGUGCGCACAAACGCCGAAGACCCUAUGCGCCAUACGAAAUGGCCGAUUUGCUAAUGCGUCGUCUCGAACAGUUACGCUUUUGGAUGCUAUUCGCUCUACAGAGUCUACACUUUCAUUUCAUGACACAUGUGCUGCAAGCGAUGGGCGAGCAAUUAGAUGAAAAGAUCAUGAAAUGCACGAAUCUCAAAGAAAUGGUAACUGUGCAUCGCUCAUAUAUGAAUACAGUAUGUGAACAUUGCUUUCUGACGGAUAAUUUCGCCUCGUUGAAAACGGGAGUGGAUCAGCUACUGAACUUAACAUAUAUUUUACGCCUGGAAUGGAAUAGUUGUGUGAAAUACAUUGAAGUUAAGCGUAAUCCCUGGGCGGCGGUGGAUAUGAACAUAAGUUCUGAAGAGCUUGAUUAUGUUGCACAUACACAGAUCGAAGCCAUAGAGUUGACAUAUAUACGUUGCCAUCAGUAUAUGGCAAAUAAGCUAAACAUUGAAGUAUACGUUGAAAACAAUUCAUUUCUGUUGGGCCUAAGCACUGCCUUCAACACCAGUUUACCAUACUAAUAAUGCAUACAUGCAGAUUUAUCAUUAAUACUCAUACAUUUGUUAUCAUUAAUAUUUAAUAAGUUUGUUGAAACCUUCGAAACGCGAAAAAAAUUAUGAAUUAUGAAAUACCGAACAAUUUAAUUGAAAA